AUGGCACAACUAGAAGUAAGAUUUCCAAAUCUAAAAUCAUUAUAUGGAAUCAGAAACUUCAACGGAGAAACAGCAGAAUACAUUCAAUGGAGAAAUGAAUUAGAAAUAAAAUUUACUGAAAUGGGCAUGGAUAAUACACUAACCAUAUUUGGAAGAUUUAGUGAAAACCCAGACUUAGGAUAUACCAUGCAACAACCUGAUUAUGAUUCAGGAGCAGACUUGCCAAAAGCAUAUUGGAACAUGGAAUUCUUUAAAAGAAUAAAAUCAGUAAUAUAUACAAAAUUACAUGAAGCAGCUAGAAGACUAUUAACAACAAACCCAAAUGUGAAUUCUUACUUUAGAGUAAUAGCAAACCAAAAUGAAUUAAAUAAUCUAAAAGAUUCAACCAAUUACCCAAUAACAGCAGGAGUAAACUAUGCUGUUGAUAACUGGCAUGAUACAGGAAAUGUAGGCAGAAGCCAAUAUACAUACCAAACACCUCAAAUAUCAUUAAGAGAAUUAUUAGAUAAUGCAUAUCUAACAGAUGAAAUCCAACUAGGAAGACAAAAAGAUUUCCAAAAUCUCAUAUACAAACCAGAUUAUGGAACUGAAAAUGAUGUAGAUAACUUCAGAAAUAGAUAUGAAAAAACAAUGGCAUUAUCAAACUUCGCAUAUGCAGGAUGGAACCAAGGAGAAUAUGCAAGACUAUUAGAUAUGGUACCAAUUACCUACAACUACCAAAUAAUGGCAAAGAGACCAUUAAACAAACAAGCAUUUUUUGAAGAAGUGAAUACUAUAUUUCAUGCAAAAAGGAAUGAAAUGAUUUCAAAAGGAGAAAUCAAGACAGGAUCAAAAAUCAAGAUCCAUUACUUUAAUGAAAGAAAACCAAUAGACAAAUCUAAAGCUAGAUGCUUUAAAUGUCAACAAUACGGACAUUUUGCAAGAGAUUGUACUAAUGAAAGAAAAGAAUCCUUUAACAAAAUUGAUUUCAGAAGAAUGACAAAAAACUUCCCUAAACAAUUCAAACAACCAUGUCAAUACUGCAAAAAGUUUCCACCAAGACAUGAAAGAACAUGUUCAAGAAACAAUAGAAAAUAUUAUAAUGGAUCAAGAA
Molecule: messenger RNA, 1093 nt
Organism: Cetraspora pellucida
Lineage: Eukaryota; Fungi; Glomeromycota; Glomeromycetes; Diversisporales; Gigasporaceae
Source: the annotation of a GenBank genome assembly